Closterium sp. Naga37s-1 is the source of this 762-nucleotide messenger RNA. The record is from the annotation of a GenBank genome assembly. NCBI's taxonomy places the organism in Eukaryota, Viridiplantae, Streptophyta, Zygnematophyceae, Desmidiales, Closteriaceae.
AUGUCGUCGCACGCUCCCCGCUCCGAGUCCCGCGUCGCGCUUCUCCUCCGCCAUUUGGUCCCCGCGGAAGGCGCCAACCAGCUGCGCAGCACCGACGACAUCCGCGCAAGCAGCACUUCCGCGGACGGGGCGACCACCGCGACCGCCCGCGCCUGCGCCUUCCCCUGCCCGCGCGGGUGCGGGGUUUCCGCCGUUCCUUGCUCCGCGCGCGCGGCACUGGGCGCGCCCGUGGUGGUGGGGGGGAUGGUGCUGGACGUGCAGGGGAGGGCGGGCGCGGAGCGGGCGCUGGAGCGAGGCACCACCACGCCAGGACAGGUGGAGUUCCGCCCCGGGGGAGUGGCGCGCAACAUAGGGGAGUGCAUGGCGGCACUCACUGCACCGCCCCUCCUCAUCUCCGCCGUGGGGGAUGAUGCUGCAGCGGACGUGCUUCUCACCCAUUGGGCAUCAAGAGGGCUGUCCACCCAUGGCAUAGUGCGGGCAGCAGGGCAGCGCACGGCGGUGGUGGCGAGUGUCUUCGAUGGGGGGGGCGAGGUGGCUGCUGGUGUGGCUGACGUUGCUGUCCUGGAGCAAGGCAUGCAGGAGCAGUGGAUAGAGCGCUUCACACAAGCCAUCCAUGCAGCGCCCUGCCUUGUAGUGGACACCAACCUCCCACCAUCGCUGCUCGCCCAUAUAUGUCAAUUGGCGGCAGCAGCAGGCGUGGCAGUGUGGUGUGACCCUGUGUCUGUUGGAAAGGCCCCCCGCACUCUCGCCUCUCUGCCACUC